UGAUCCUAGUACACAAUUAUGCAAAAUGGUGUAUAGUGCCAAUUCCUCAUAGAUAUGAUGCAGAUUCUGAACGCUUUAGUGAUUCAAUUAAAGAUAUUUUUCAUGGAGUAACAUAUGAAAAGGUGCCAUCUGAAGUGACCUCGUUAACCCACUGAGAGUCCAGCACUGACAGAUAUACCACCAUACAGCUGAAUCAUAUAGCAUUCAUAGACUAUAGAAAUCCCUGUAAAAGUCCCCAUCCUAGAUCUUCCAGAAAAGCCUUAUAGAUCAAAUCUCUCAAUUCUUUCUUUUCUUUCUCAUUUCAUCUGCAGAACUUCCUGUCUCACUGGUCCUAGGAUGCUCAGGUGAGUGAGAAUUCAGUUCUGUCACUCUCCAGGAAUCCCGUUCUAGAUUGCAGGUUGGUGAAUCCAAGACCGUAAAGCCAUGACAAUAUUUUAUAAUGGCAGCCUCCAAAGAGCCACUUUCUUCCUAACAGGCUUCCAAGGUCUGGAAGCUCUCCAUGGCUGGAUCUCUAUUCCCUUCUGCUCCAUCUACUUGACAGUUAUUGUAGGAAACCUUACCAUCCUCCACAUCAUCCAUACCGACGUCACCCUCCAUGAACCCAUGUACUAUUUCUUGGCCAUGCUGGCCCUGACAGACUUGGGCCUUUGCCUAUCUACACUGCCCACUGUGUUGGGCAUCUUCUGGUUUGAUGUCAGAGAGAUUACCAUCCCCGCCUGCUUCACUCAGCUCUUCUUCAUCCAUACCUUGUCACUGGUAGAGUCUUCAGUUCUACUGUCCAUGUCCAUUGACCGCUAUGUGGCCAUUUGCAAUCCAUUGCGUUACUCCAUGGUCUUGACACCUGCACGUAUCAUCAAGAUGGGGCUGAGCUCAAUUCUUAGAAGUGCCCUGCUCAUCCUGCCCCUGCCAUUCCUCCUUAAACGCUUCCAGUACUGCGGCUCCCAUGUGCUGGCCCAUGCCUAUUGUCUGCACCUAGAGAUCAUGAAGUUGGCCUGCUCUAGCAUCAUUGUCAAUCACAUAUAUGGGCUCUUUGUUGUGGCCUGCACUGUUGGUGUGGAUUCACUGCUCAUCUUCCUCUCCUAUGCCCUCAUCCUCCGCACUGUGCUAAGCAUUGCCUCCCGCCAGGAGCGACUUCAGGCCCUCAACACCUGCGUCUCUCAUAUCUGUGCUGUGCUACUCUUCUACAUCCCCAUGAUUGGCUUGUCUCUCGUGCACCGCUUUGGUGAACAUCUGCCCCGUAUUGUACACCUCCUCAUGUCUUAUGUGUAUCUGCUGGUCCCACCUCUCAUGAACCCCAUUGUCUACAGUAUGAAGACCAAGCAAAUCCGUAUCCGCAUUGCUAAGAAGCUUGAGAUUGUAAAAUCCCUUAAGUGUUUUCGAUAGGAUUAGGUUAGGAUGAAGAGAGGGAGCUUUGGGGCAUGAAGCCUAUUGAUAUUUUUGGUGUUCAGGGAAUCUGUAGCAGAUUACCUCCUUAAGCAGCUUCUAGAAACUUUCUGGUGAUUCUAGCUGGUACCCUGGCUGACUCUCCAGAAAGCCAACAGUAACCCCCAUAGGCAUUCUUAGAAAAUGUCAUCAGUCUUCCAGCAAGUAGUUCUCCACCAAUCAGCCUCAUCCUAAUUGUGGACCAGCUUUGGCCCAGAACAACUUAGUGAACUUUGUCAUUCAGUGAGCUUCACUCACAUGUUGGUGGACAACAUCCAAAUGCCAGCCUUGGGAAAGAUUCUUCUCUUGAAAUCUUGUUUCCUUCUUAGAGACUCUCCCUCAGCCCUAGAGUAUCCUCUAUGGUUCUUUCUUUCUUACUCUUAGUUGAUUCCCUGUUACUAUAAUCUCUUGUUAAUAAAUGUUUAUAUUAAACUUUUCUGUUAAAUUAUUCUGUGGUUUCUUUCUUGUGACUGGACCCUAACUAACACACCACUCAGAGUAAGUUCUUUGUUUUAUCAUACCUACCCCACAUUUUGGUCUAGUACCUUAAAGGAACCA
This is a messenger RNA of Felis catus (domestic cat), 1980 nucleotides long. Its product is annotated as olfactory receptor 51G1. Gene Ontology annotation, molecular function: G protein-coupled receptor activity; olfactory receptor activity. The coding region runs from base 424 to 1383 and encodes 319 amino acids. Gene Ontology annotation, cellular component: membrane. Gene Ontology annotation, biological process: G protein-coupled receptor signaling pathway. The transcript has a single exon. The record is from RefSeq and is a predicted model, not a curated record. NCBI's taxonomy places the organism in Eukaryota, Metazoa, Chordata, Mammalia, Carnivora, Felidae.